Molecule: messenger RNA, 1207 nt
Organism: Phanerochaete carnosa HHB-10118-sp
Lineage: Eukaryota; Fungi; Basidiomycota; Agaricomycetes; Polyporales; Phanerochaetaceae
Exons: 1
Coding region: 276-983 (235 amino acids)
Biological process (GO): cell-cell adhesion
Cellular component (GO): protein complex involved in cell adhesion; phagocytic vesicle; cell surface
Molecular function (GO): N-acetylgalactosamine binding; oligosaccharide binding; polysaccharide binding
Source: RefSeq, a predicted model, not a curated record
GCUUCUGUACAGGACACCUAACCAUGCACGUCGCCAAUGUAAUAGAGGAAGAUCAAGUAGAAGAUUCGGCGAGGGAACAUCCGAGUAAAGAUACCCCGUUCAAAGAUGCGCCCGUCUUCGUUCCAGAUACACUACUUCCUAUCAAGCUUGACUGCGGCGAGUUUCGAACGAAAGACAUCCGCUCUUGGCGUAAUCCAGAGCACGUUACCGUCGGAGAGGCAAUGUUCAGAGUUCCCAGCUGCUAUACGCGAACUGUCCUGCUCGGUAUCAACGAGAUGGAUGUGAAUAUUCUACGCCUCAAAGCAGAAGUUCGCAGCGUCGCGGACGACCGCGCCUUCGUCAACAUGGUCACGUGGGCGGACACCAAGCACUGUGGGUCUGGGUGCUCGUGGCUCAGUCCUCCCUCCAACGAUCCCGACAUCCAGUCAGGGCGAUACAGCACUACCCAGGAUCAUGAUCAUUCGAAAUCUCAGAAGAAGACUUGGCAUAGGGUCACCUUCGAGCACCCUUAUGCUGCACCGCCGAAGGUCGUCGUUUGGCUCGACUCCAUCAACAGCGGGCCCGGGCACAACGUACGCGUGACCGCCUGGGCGGACGGUGUCACAUCUGAUGGUUUCACGAUCCACCUCGAUACCUGGCACGACUCGAACUUGUGGUCCGCGGGCGCGACGUGGCUUGCGCACUCGGCCUGGCGCACGGACGUGCGCAGCGGAACUUUCGGGAUCGAGGACGUGCGACCGUCAAGCGCGCACCGCCCCAAGAACCAUGGGCGCGUCUCGUGGGGUGCGCCCGAGAUGGCAAGACCGCCGCGCGUGUUCACGGCGCUCAGGAUGCUUGACUUCCGGGACGGGAAGUUCAUACGCCUCAGCAUGAACACAAGCGAGGUCACCACGACGGGCAUGACCUGGCAUAUGGAUAGCUGGGAAGACACGAUAUUUUAUCAGGCAGGAGCUGUGUUCGUUGCUUUCAAUGACGAGCAGUAAUCUACGGACUUCAAAGCUUGAUACCCUAGCUCCGGCAGCAGCGCAUUCGAGAUGCCGACGAGGAAGCCGAGGCCCCAAUUCCGGAUGCAGGCAUCUCAUAUCUGUACGUAAAGUGCAUGGCAUUGUAAUUAAACCUUUCAGGUAUUGCAUGUAGCUUCGGCUCAAAGAUAGUCGUCUGGCUCAAUGAGUGGACCCGGGAUCACCGCACGCGUGACCGUCCGGGC